Molecule: messenger RNA, 4729 nt
Organism: Purpureocillium takamizusanense
Lineage: Eukaryota; Fungi; Ascomycota; Sordariomycetes; Hypocreales; Ophiocordycipitaceae
Exons: 3
Coding region: 1730-4294 (854 amino acids)
Source: RefSeq, a predicted model, not a curated record
UCAACUCUUCACGAGCGUUGCCUGUAGGUACUUGUUCACUGUUCAGCUGUCACACGUACUGACCCUGUCUAGUCCUGCACGAUUUGAACUUGAUCCAUACCGAUCUCAAACCCGAAAACAUCUUGUUGUGCGACAGCAGCUACCAGACGUUCACGUAUAACCGCAAGAUUCCAUCAUCGUCUACAACUAUAAACCGCCAGGCCACACAGCGCCGGGUGCUCCUGGACACGGAAAUCAGACUGAUUGACUUUGGUUCGGCCACUUUCCAGGACGAAUACCACAGCUCGGUCGUGUCCACGCGCCACUACCGGGCCCCCGAGAUCAUUCUUGGGCUGGGCUGGUCCUAUCCUUGCGAUAUUUGGAGCAUCGGCUGCAUCCUGGUCGAGUUCUUCACCGGGGAUGCUCUAUUUCAAACGCACGACAACUUGGAGCACCUCGCUAUGAUGGAGGCUGUUGUCGGCCGUAGGAUCGACUCCCACCUUGUUCAGGCAGUCAACAAGAUGUCGACCCGGAGUGGCGGGAACCCCGCAUCCAAGUAUUUCAAGCGACUCAAGCUCGAUUAUCCGACGCCGGAUACGACUCGUGGCUCUCGGCGAUUUGUCAAGGCCAUGAAGCAGCUACACGAUAUUAUCCCUUCGAACACGACGUUCCUUAAAAAUUUCCUUGAUUUGUUGGGGAAGAUUUUCGUUUACGAUCCUGCUCAACGCAUCACCGCCAAGGAGGCGCUCAAUCAUCCAUGGUUCAAGGAGAUGGCCCACCCCGACGACGGAACUGAGGCGGCCAAGAUUAGGCUUGAGAGGAAGCGCGCCGCCGAGCACGAACACCUGCGACACCCCCAGUACGUUGGCUGAGGGAAGCCCUCGAAGGCGGCAUUUUCCUUUGACCUCUACAAAUAACGACCAAACGCGCAUGACCAUGGAGUUGGGAAGUGUACAUAUGGCAGAUGCACAGCACCGGCGAGUUUUGCAAUUCUACUGGAAGAUCGACUCUUGUCGGCAAAAGGGGCGACUGUACUUAGCGUAUUAGUUGCAGUAUCUUUGUUCCCAUCUUGCUGGCUUUUGGCCCGCACCGGGCAGUCAUCAAACUCGGGAGUGAACCGCUUCUGUGGGGUCUUCGCAAACGAUGCCCUUGGACACAGCGCGGGCCGCUUUCUGAGAGACGGCGUACAUGGACGAGGAGGCAUACGGUUGUCGAAACCUAAUACAUACCAAUGUCUGUCCACUACACGAGGACGCGUGCCUGGUUUGUACGUCUGGGGACACUGGGAGGCCCCUCGACUGCAUCGAACGGACGCUUCUGCACAACUGUCGUGAGUUGGCUGACCUGCAGAUACUUGCACCGGGGACUGCGGUUCGACAUGCGAAAGACAUUGACAAACACAGCCCCAAUCAGUUUCGACACGUCUCUUACUGACGCAAGUCUUGUUUGUGCGCAUUGGACGGUUUGGCUGCUUGCUCGGAAGGGAGAUGGGCGUGGGCCGGAGGCCACUGGCUUUGUCUCGACAUGGACCAGUUGCACCUGGCCAUGCCAGAGGCCCGUUGCCAAGGGGUUUGUUGGAACCGCUGGCGCGAGCAGCAUAAGAGGGUGCUUUGAUUGUCCUUGACCAUGCCUCUCGCUCUUCUCCCUUGCCAGGCAGAGCAAGACCGGCCGACAAGACUGCCCUACAGCUAUCCCGGAUUGGGCGUGUUUUUGCUUUCCUGGAACGGAAGCCUGACAGGCUCAUCGAGAGAUGACUAGGAAGAAUCAGCGCAAAGCAUCGCACAGGGCCGGUAAGAAAACAUCGAGCAAGUUGGUCAGCGGUGACGUGGACAGCCGGCUGGGUCAUGUCUCCAACAGGCAGCUCGACCAGCUCACCCGCGUGCUUUUCCGCGACCCCGCCUUAAAUAGGCGAAAAUGGGUUAAGGAGCAAGGAGUUCUCAUGAAGCGUUUGGACGGCCGGUUCCUGCGGCCCAAGGGGUUGACAUCGCGGCUGGCGAUGCGUAUGGCCAAGCAUGGCGUCCCGUUCACCCUGGCUCAGGCAGACCUAUGCAGACUGCACAAUCCGCUAGACCCGCGCCUGAUUCGCAAGCUAUCGACGAUGGUUGAUGAGGAGUUCGCCGAGUGGCCGAGGAAGCUUCGCCGCCGCGAGGUGCGGCUCAAGGACGAAUCGCCGCUGGGACAUUGGCUUGAUAGAAUGGACGAGGCGAAGGAAAUGUGGCUAUGCGGAGAGCUCUCGGACAAGCAUGAGGGUGCAUGGCCGCGAAUGGGACGCUGGCAUAGAGGCAGGGGAUGUGAGGCGUGCCUCCUAGCCGCCGUGGGAAGAAAUUUUGAAGCCGUACGCGACUUGACGGUCAGCGUCACGACUCGUCAACGGUAUAUGGCGGCCCGAUGGCCUGGCUACCAGACUCCGCCACUUUUACGCGUCCUCAAAUCAUGGAGAAAGCUGUACCCCGAGGAGACGAGGCAGGCCCUCACGCGAGACUGUGAGAGACUGGCCGGAGACAUCAUGCAGCUGCUGCGAGAGUUGAGGGCAGAGAGGGAGGCCCGGAAGGAGGAGAAGCGAAGCCUGUGGGUGCUGCUUGGAGCGGCGGGCCUGCGAGACCAUUCGUGUGAAUCGCUUCCCAACGGCAGGUUCAGAUUCCAUCCGCGCCGGGCAAGGCAAGGUGUUUUGAGAGACGGGGCAGGGAGCAAUUCUCAACCGCAGGCGCAAGAUGACAUGGGGGAGCAGCCGCAAGGCGAAGCAUUUUGUCCGCCGAAUGGGCCGAUGGCCACCAACGCCGGCCGCGAGGCCACUUGCCAGAACCCAUCGCAGGUGGGCGAACAGCACGGAACGCCUGGGAAGUCGUCGCAGCCAGGGCAGCCGGGGGUGAAGGCCACGGCAGCGCAGAAGGCUGCCGCUACGAACACGCAGUCACACCAGCAUGGCGUGGACGCAGCCGGGAAGGGCGCCGAGCCAUCCAUGAACGGGCAGGGAUACGGCCACGAGGCGAAUUGUCGCGGAAGAGCCGUGGACGCGACGCCGAGGCCGACGGCUCCUCGCCCGUCGUUAUUCAGUCGCCUACGCAACACUGCGCGCGGAAGAGAGGACAAGCAUCAUCACGCAGCGACGGGAGUAUUCACCGGUAAUCGUGCCGAUGGCGCACAGUCGAUGUCGACGCGGAAGAACACAGCGUCGCGGCCCCGGGAGUACGUUGCUCGACAAACACAGACCCGUCCGGCUCAAGACACCAAGCAACAGAGAGCCGCUGCGGAGGUCAAGCGCACGUCGCCAAGGGCGACUGACAAGUCCCACGAGCACGGCGAGCCACUGACGAAGCAACGUCUCGCUCGGGACAUGCCCUCGAGACGGGGGGCGAGGCGGCCCGGACAUCCGUCCGCUUCGAGCCCGGGCAGCGCGUCAAAGCACGCUGCUGGUGGUCCUCUGUUCGAACCUGCGAGGCCACUUGAUGAUCGACAGGGAUUCAGGUUCCGUACCGCAGAGAUGUUCAUGGGGACACCACAGCCACGGCCAGCUCGGGUGCAAACGCAAGAUUUCAUCCGACGGCGAGAUGAUGGCGGGACGAAAACAAAACCGCCCCUUUCGCAGUCGCGCAGACGGCGCAGACGCAAGCACAGGUGCCGUAUGUUGCGCCUCAACAUAUUGAGGCACAAUGGCGGCGGGUAUCACGCGGACGGCUCACGCUACGGCAGCACCGCCGCCGCCGAGAUGAAGCCUCGCAGAGAAGAACACGUGACGAGGCAUCAGACCCGUGGCCACGCGCCCGACACGCCCUACGACGGCGUCGGCAGGCAUGGUGCCGAGGGGAGCGGCUAUGUGAACGAAGCUGCGGCAGUGCCUGGCGUUGGAGACGCUGGUAAUGGCAUGGCCUGGUUUAACCCGCUCCGGAUGUUCGUCGCGGGCGACGGCGGCGGCGGCGGCGGGCCCUCGACGACGAAUCCGCCGCUGUCACCGAACGUGCCAGCGAUGCAGCGACGCCCUACUGAAUACGGUUCGACGAAGGAGUACGGGACGGGCGGUGGUGGUCAUGUCGGCUGCGAUGAGAAUGAAGCAUUACGCGGGGGGACGGAACGCUCUUGGGCGGCGGGGGUUGAAGAUGACGACGACGACGACGACGACGACGACGCUUCGGUUCGCACGGGCCGGCCGCGGCAAGGGAGCACCCGUGAUGGCGGUGGUGGUGGUGGUGGUGGUGCAAACGACGACGGCGGCCUCCGCGUGCGCGCCGGCGAGCGGGAGGACGGGCCAGCCAGGGGACGCCCGCCCUGGCCCUUCGGGGAACAUAUCGUUGAUCGUACCGGAGGACGUGGCUGGUGACGAGACGAGACGCGACGUGGCGCGACAAGACGCGUCGUUGUGGUAUCAUGCUAUAAAAAUGCCUUGGCCAAGAGGGCAAGGCAAAGGCAGAACAUAUAUAGAGAGAGAGGCCGUGGCUUUUUUUUGUGUGUUUGUCUGUGUGCGACACCACGGCAAUACAUCUUGCCCGAAUCACAAGGACUGGGGCAGAAUGGCUUGAUCAACUGCGGGCCAUGUGGCAGUGACGAUGGGGAAGUCGGUAGUAGCAUGUCAUGUCCUGCCUUGUCACAUGUGAUGAUUGAACCGCGUCAAGUCAAGUCAUGGUCGUGGGUAUUCUGCGCCGCCUGCCCUGGGGCUGUCUGUCCCAUGCAUGCUGCACGUCAUACAUACAAUACACGCACGCAUGCUGGCUAGUAGAUCAAGGGGUGCAAAAGAAAGAAUAAACCGACAAGUGAC